GGGCGGAGCCUGAGAGCCCUGCUGGAGGCUGAGGAGCUGGACGCUGUUGGGACCUUCUCGGGGCCUGCGCCUUUAUUCCUCUGCCUGGUUUUGUUCAUGUUCUGAGGAGGCUGUGAAAAGGAACCAUGGAUCCUGCAGCAUUGGUAGAAGCCGUGGUGGAAGAAGUAGCUUGUCCCAUAUGCAUGACCUACCUGAGGGAUCCUGUGAGCAUUGACUGUGGCCACAGCUUCUGCCACAGUUGUCUCUCUGGACUCUGGGAGGUUCCAGGGGAAUCCCAGAACUGGGGUUACACAUGUCCUCUCUGCCGGGCUCCUGUCCAGCCCCGGAACCUGAGGCCCAAUUGGCAGCUGGCCAGUGUGGUAGAAAAAGUCCAUCUGCUUGGGCUGCACCCAGGAAUGGGGCUGAAGGCUAAUGUGUGUGAUCUCCACGGAGAGCAGCUAAAGAUGUUCUGCAAAGAGGAUGGCCUGAUCAUAUGUGAGGCCUGCAGCCGGUCCCCUGAGCAUGAGGCCCACAGUGUCGUGCCCAUGGAAGAUGUCGCCUGGGAGUAUAAGUGGAAACUCCACGAGGCUCUGGAACAUCUGAGGAAAGAGCAAGAAGAGGCCUGGAAGCUGGAAGUUGGUGAGAGGAAACGAACUGCCACCUGGAAGAUGCAGGUAGAAACCCGAAAGCAGAGUAUCAUGUGGGAGUUUGAGAAGUAUCAGCGAUUACUAAAGAAAAAACCACCAGGUCGGCAGCUGGACGUAGAAGCAGCCACAGCUCUAGCCAGCCUGGAGCAGGAGGAGAGGGAGACCAGACAGAAACUAGAGUUGAAUCACGACGCACUCAUCCAGCAGAGCCGGGUCCUGUGCAGGCUGAUGGCAGAGCUGGAAGAGAGGUCUCAGAGGCCUGUCCGAUGGAUGCUGCAGGGUAUUCAGGAAGUCUUAAACAGGAGCAACUCUUGGAACCUGCAGCGGCCAGAACCAGUCUCCCUGGAGCUAAAAACAGUUUGCUGUGUGCCAGGCCUAAGAGAGAUGCUGAAGACAUACGCAGCUGAUGUGCGCCUUGAUCCAGACACUGCUUAUUCACGCCUCAUCGUGUCUGAGGACAGGAAAUGCGUGCGCUAUGGAGACACCAAACAGAAACUGCCCGACAAUCCUGAGAGAUUCUACCGCUAUAACAUCGUACUGGGCAGCCAGUGCAUCUCCUCGGGCCAGCACUACUGGGAGGUAGAGGUGGGAGACAGGUCUGAAUGGGGCCUGGGAGUGUGUAAGGAAGAUGUGGACCGGAAGGAGGUGGUUUAUUUAUCCCCCCACUAUGGAUUCUGGGUGAUAAGGCUGAGGAAGGGCAAUGAGUACCGGGCAGGCACUGACGAAUACCCGCUCCUGUCCUUGCCAGUCCCUCCCCGACGGGUGGGUGUCUUCCUGGAUUAUGAGGCCCAUGAUAUCUCCUUCUACAACGUGACUGACAACAGCUCUCACAUUUUUACUUUUCCCCACUAUCCCUUCCCGGGACGCCUUCUGCCCUAUUUCAGUCCUUGCUACAGCAUUGGUGCCAACAACACGGCUCCUCUGGCCAUCUGCUCCCUGGACAGGGAGGACUAAGAGAGCCACCAUCCCAGGCAGAGGCCUCAGAAUUUCACCUGGGCCACAGGGGUCUUGGAGGGCCUUGCCCAGGGGCCUGCUGUUCCUGGGCUAGAGUCUCUCACUAAACCACUCACGUGAAAGAGGUGAGGCUUAGUCAAAUGAGCAUUGUCCUCUGUGAGGGAAGCAUGACAGGGCCAAUGGUGAGGAUCAGAGUAGGGUCGGAGUGGCUCUAACAAUGAUGACUUCUCCUUUCCGUAGCUCUGGCCCCUCUUUUUCAGUCCCUGUUGUUGCCAUAAUUAAGUCAGUAAGGGCAAUGAAGUAGAUCCAGCCUUCUGGAAACCUAUUGGGUAGGGUUUACCAACAAGUCAGACGAAUACUGCUCAUAUCCAGACCUGGCAGCCACGCUAAAGCCCGUCAGAGGAAGCCUCACCUGAGGUUUGCUGCAAAUGAGCAAGUGUUUGAGCCCAGCUCUCCAACCUGUGAACCAUAGAAACAGUGCAAAUUGCCCAGACUGCCCCAGUGGUCGUCCCCCUCUGAGCAUGAGCUGGACACACCGCUGUGUGCCAGGCACUGAGGAGACCUGUGUCCUCAUCCUGCCCUCUCUGAGUGACAGGAUCAGAAAGCCUGUGAGCCUUGUUUUAAUUUUCACUUUAUGGGUUAGAAAACUGAAAUGGCCUUAAUAGAGCAAGUUUUUUCUCGCAAAGCUGUUGAAAGAAGGUUGUAAAGAUUAUGAAGUGUUUAUCACAUUUCAAUGAAACAAAGAUUGACAGACUCACUUCUCAGGUCACAUGUCUGCAUCUCAUUCAUUACAUUUGGAUCUGAAACUUCCCACUUGUUUGAAAGAUGUUUUGUCCUACAUGGAGAAAUGGGUAGAGGGGCUGCAUACUCUCCUACCUCACAGGGUUGUUGUAAGGAUCUCGGAUCCAUCCCAAACCUGUGUUCCUUGCUCAGGGACAGAGGAAGGCAUGCUGUGGUUAUUGCCUAUGUAGCCUUCCUAGCUCUCCUUCUCAGCCAGCAUCUUACAGCAGGGCCCGUGUGUCUCAGGGCCUGUCCUGACAGCCGAGGGCCCUAUAGACAGAACGUGGCCGUGCCAGGGGCAUACUCUGGGUCCCAGUAAUAUAUUGUGAAUCUAUUUUCUUGUAUAUUUGUUGUCUUUGCAUUAGAGUUUGAGGCUGUGACUGUAGGGUAGUAGAGAGAAUUUUUAAAAGAAAAAAAUACCCAGGAAGGAAGGUUCACUCACCCACAAACUAUUUAAGCCAAAGUUUGGCUCUUCUGGUGUCACCAAGGGAAUCCACAUGGUUCCGGUAACUACCUACCG
Messenger RNA from Artibeus jamaicensis (Jamaican fruit-eating bat), 2880 nucleotides. RefSeq names its product tripartite motif containing 68 (gene TRIM68). The record is from RefSeq and is a predicted model, not a curated record. Lineage: Eukaryota; Metazoa; Chordata; Mammalia; Chiroptera; Phyllostomidae. Bases 126 to 1580 code for a protein of 484 amino acids. The transcript has 7 exons. Gene Ontology annotation, molecular function: zinc ion binding; protein binding.